Messenger RNA from Heterobasidion irregulare TC 32-1, 733 nucleotides. RefSeq lists its product as uncharacterized. The annotation marks the transcript as partial. The transcript has 4 exons. NCBI's taxonomy places the organism in Eukaryota, Fungi, Basidiomycota, Agaricomycetes, Russulales, Bondarzewiaceae. The record is from RefSeq and is a predicted model, not a curated record.
GCCACUUGCCCGUCCUUCGAUCUACAACGAACCCUUGCUAUACAAGCAGCUCGGAUCUGAUUACUCCUGGGCGGGUACGACUAGAUCUAUCUUGUGGGUCAAAGAAGCGCGUGUUGUGAGUAAUUAUGUGUACUCGAAUCAGGCGAAAUGCACGGGGGACGUUCUUCUCUGUCUAUUGGAAGACAGUGAGGUCGACACUCGAGGUAAAGAAGCCGCGAAGCUCCACUCUAUGCCAGUCCCUUGCAACGGCGACCCGCUUGAAAACCAAGAAUCCGACGAAGAAUCCGAUUUGGAAUGGGAUGAUGGCCCCGUCCCUGACGUUCAGCGGCUUCCGAACCCACAGCGUGCAAUGCCUGCUAUUGACGUCAAAGUCGUUGCCUUCGAUUUAUUGGGCUCGCGAGGCGGGCAUCCGCGACGCUCUGGUUUCUCUCUCUCCGCUUGAUUGGGAGAGACGCACGUCGCGACAGUUGAUAGAGAUAUAUAUCGAGUGCGAGACACUUCGAUUGAGGGAAUCGCGCGACGGAUGCUACUCCGUGAUCGCCCACAAAGCAUUGGUUGAAACCUGUUUACAUCUCGGAGUCUCGCCAGAGAAAGAAUCUUUGGAUAAAGCAGCGUGGAUAUACCCUUCUGGGUAUCCCAUCACUCCACCCGUCCACAUUUUUCCAAUGCUUCCAACCCCAUAUCCCUCCAGAACUCACCAUCGACAUUCUGCCCUCAGCAUGGGCAUCUCCCC